GCUUCACACUGUAUAUUCAGAGCUCUGCUGUGUGACACCAUUAGUGGCAGCAGACCCCUUUCCAUUCUUAUUUACACAGGCAAGACAAGCUGCUUACGACCCAUAUCUUAGACCAGAGGCUUCAGAUAGGCUGUCAGGUGGUUAACUGGACUCGGGGUGCUGGAGGGAUAGGGAUUCAUCGUAACUCGAGGAUGGACAACAGGAGUUUGGCACUUGUGGCACUUUAUGUCGGACUUCAUAUUUGCACUGCUACAGAGUUCUCCCUCAGCCCUAGCCAGCCUCAGUGUGUCUUUAUGGCCUACGCCAAUGUGACCUGCUACUGGACACCUGGACAAGGCUCUCCCUCAGACACACGCUUCACACUGCAGGUCAACAUAACCGGGUGCGAUGACCCUGUGAUCCAUCAGUCCCAACUGUGUCAGACUGUUACCCAGACCCACUGCUCUGUUAACGUGACCUAUCUGAGCCGCUGCUACUGCAUCAGGGUCCUGGCCGACAGCUCUCACACAACAGCCAGCUCACCCAGCCUCUGCCUCAAUGCCAUAGACGCAGUGAAGCUGCCCACCCCAGUCCUCUCCAAUGUGUCGGCAGUGAGAGGCAAACCUAGAUGCCUGAAGCUGCAGUGGACUACCAAUACCAGCUUCCCGGUGACCAGGAAACAUAUCUCCUCUGGUGCUCUGGUCUACCAGCUGCAGUACAGCACAGAGGAGCAGCCUGAGCCCAAGACAGUGAAGGUGGACCUGAGACCUGAGAGAGAGCAGGGUCUCUUCUUCGCCUCCACGUGUCUCUUCUCCGCCUCCACUCUAUAUACAGUGAUGAUGCGUUACCGAUACAAUAGUACCCUCAGCCACUGGAGCGACUGGAGCCCAACACAACAGCAGUGUACAGAGGUGGCAGCACCCUCUACUGUCCCUCAGCUAUGGAGGACUGUUCAGCCUGUAGGUUGGGCAAACAUGAGACGAGUGACUCUGCUGUGGAAGUCCCCACCCAGGAGUCAGGUGAAAUGCUCAGUCCCGUGGUUUAACGUGUCCUGCUGUACUGAGGGUUCCCAGAAUGCACUGCAUACAUGGGACUGCAAUGCCCUGAGUGUGUCCGACACUUCCUGUCAUCUGACCCUUCCCCCUGAGCGCUGCUCCUGCACACUGAGCAUGUCCAACCCUGCCGGCACCUCUCCUCCAGCUACCAUCACAAUCCCCAGCACCACAGACACAGCACCCAAGGCCCUGGUGGAUGUCAGUGUCACAGCAUUGGAUGAUUCCAGACUGGAGGUGCGAUGGACAGCUCUAGAGUCCCCAUCACUAAGCAGCUUCCUGGUGGAGUGGUGGGCUUUAUCUGAGAGAGCUAACUAUACUCCAUACUGGCAAAGACUGAGCCACAAUGCAAGCAAAAUUAUCAUCACAGAGGGCGUCUGGCCAAAACUGUGCUACAGGGUGACUGUCAGGCCUGAGUAUGAUGCAGAGACUGGGGAGGAGCUGUCAGUACAAGCCUACACCAGGCAAGAAGCCCCCUCUGCUGGCCCCAAGCCAGUGGUGCAGGAGCUGAGCAGCAGUGCUGUUGUCCUGCAGUGGGAGCCUGUUCCUCUGGAGCAGAGGCAUGGCUUCAUCCGCUACUACACCCUCUACAUCCAGAGUGAAGAGGAAACUCCAGAGGUUGUAGUGGUGCCAGGAGACAGGCUGAGGUACCAGUUGAGUGGUUUGUCUGGACUGUACAGGAUCCACAUGGUGGCUCACACUGAUGCAGGAGGGAGUCCUCCUGGUCCAAUGCUCGAUGUGGCUGUAGGGGGCAUUGGUUUGGCGGACACCAUCCUGUGGUGUUCCAUUCCUACUGUGCUCACCAUCCUGAUACUGCUGAACUGCCUACAGUGGAGACAGAGGAUAAAGCAGAAUCUCUGGCCUAAAGUCCCUGACCCUGCACAUAGUAGCCUGUCCGCUUGGAACACCGAGACUAAAUACACCACAGUCUUUUUCACUGAGGGGAAUCUCAGAGGCGAGAACACCAUUUCAAAUACAGCCACAGUGUCCCCACUCCCCCAGUAGGGGGCAGAAAUCUAUUGAUGUUGAUUGUAAGUGGUAAUAUCAUUUCUUAGGACGUCUGAACCCUGUUCUUUGUUUUUCUAUUAUAUGUCCUGAAUUUGUUUGUUAUAGCACACUGUGAGGUUUUAAUUGGCAGCUGUACAGUACUUUGAAUAUUGUUUUAUCCAAUCAAGUUUCAUUGUGACCUGGCAUGUUAAA
Messenger RNA from Coregonus clupeaformis (lake whitefish), 2231 nucleotides. Its product is annotated as interleukin-6 receptor subunit beta. Gene Ontology annotation, biological process: cytokine-mediated signaling pathway. NCBI's taxonomy places the organism in Eukaryota, Metazoa, Chordata, Actinopteri, Salmoniformes, Salmonidae. Gene Ontology annotation, molecular function: cytokine binding; cytokine receptor activity. Bases 192 to 2036 code for a protein of 614 amino acids. The record is from RefSeq and is a predicted model, not a curated record. Gene Ontology annotation, cellular component: external side of plasma membrane; signaling receptor complex. The transcript is spliced from 13 exons.